Molecule: messenger RNA, 981 nt
Organism: Cercospora beticola
Lineage: Eukaryota; Fungi; Ascomycota; Dothideomycetes; Mycosphaerellales; Mycosphaerellaceae
Gene: EGD2
Product: nascent polypeptide-associated complex subunit alpha
Biological process (GO): protein targeting to membrane
Cellular component (GO): cytoplasm; nascent polypeptide-associated complex
Source: RefSeq, a predicted model, not a curated record
CUGCAAAAGCGGCUUUAAGUGGCCCCACAAGGCACUCAUUUUGUGCUUGGCACCACAGCAUCACCACUUGUGAACUUUGGAACUGAGCAGACGACACGUCCAGCCCGCAAACAAUCUUCAAACCCCUUCGCACUUCCGCCUCGAAACCGCCCAUCAUGGCCAACCCACGUGUCGAAGAGCUUCCAGACGAGGAAAAGAAGGUCCAAGAGGUCGAGGAGGAGUCCUCUGACUCUGAUGAGGAGGGCGAGGCCAACAUCCCAGCAGGCGCUUCGGUUGCCGUGCACAGCAGAAACGAGAAGAAGGCCCGCAAGGCCAUUGCGAAGCUCGGAUUGAAGCACGUCGAGGGCAUCACCCGCGUGACUCUGCGCCGACCAAAGAACAUCCUCUUCGUCAUCAGCAACCCAGAUGUCUACAAGUCACCAAACAGCAACACCUGGAUCAUCUUCGGCGAGGCCAAGAUUGAGGACUUGAACUCCCAGGCUCAGGCUUCCGCUGCCCAGCAGCUCGCCAGCCAGGCCGCCAACGAGGCCGGUCACGACCACUCCGCUGACGGCGACAAGGGCAAGGCCGUUGAGGGCGGUGCUGACAAGAAGGCUGAGGAGGAAGAGGACGAUGGCGAGGAGGUUGACGACACUGGUCUCGAGGCCAAGGACAUCGAGCUCGUGAUGGCUCAGGCUAGCGUCAGCCGGAAGAAGGCUGUGAAGGCGCUCAAGGAGAAUGACAACGACAUUGUCAACAGUAUCAUGGCUCUAAGCAUAUAGCAAAAUUUCGCCUGAAUGCUGCUUGCAUGCAUGGUGUCGAAUGCCAGUGGCUGAGGGAGCUUGAGAGGUUGGCAAUUGUAUCUAUGAGCCACUCGUACUAGCUGACCGAGAGAAGCCGCAAAAGCGCUGUACUACUUCUUACUGAACAAGUCCUCGCGAUCGUUCAUUAUGGUUGCACGUUGUUCUUGUUCCCUUUCCAAGGCUGACCAAUAUAUUGUGU